Messenger RNA from Rotaria sordida, 501 nucleotides. Lineage: Eukaryota; Metazoa; Rotifera; Eurotatoria; Philodinida; Philodinidae. The record is from the annotation of a GenBank genome assembly.
AUGAAUUUAGAUAAUGAUAAAGAACUCAAUGAUCUCCUCGAUCUCAACGCCGUGAAACAUCGAACACGUUUUUCAAAUAGUGCUAUCAGUACAUCAGCAUUAUCUCGACUUCCUCUUCCGAUGUUAUGCUCAACUGCUGCUUAUCGAACUGGAACUCAUCUUCCACCAACAAAUACUGAAUCAAUUUAUACAACGAAUAGUACUAAUUCAACUAAAGAUUAUUGGAUACCAUCCACAACAUAUGAUGAAACGAUUUAUGAAGGGAAUUAUAGUAAUCGUGAUAUUCUUCAUCCAUUUAUAACAUCCGAACCAUUGAAUCAAUCUAGUGAAUAUUCCUCAUCAAAUUCAACAUCUCGUACAUCAACAACUGAUUUGACAUAUUCCGAAAAACUUAAUGAAAAAACUCGUCGACCGACAAAUGUAAGUAAUGACUUUCUUGUUUUUUCAAUUGUCAUAAAAAAAAAGAAAAAAACGUUUUCACCACUCUUUAUAAUUAUUUAA